AUGACUGAUCCAACAAAACCAGGGGCAAGCUCAGGCGGUGGAACGGAACCUCCUCCACGAAGAAAUGGCUUGCCUCCUGAGAUAUUGGACAUCAUUUGGCCAGCUAUUCAAAUUGGUGGUCUCUCUGGUGUGACCGGAAUCAUAUUUGGAGGGUUUGCCGGCGUUGCUCGCUCCAGUACACCCACAUUAUUUGCUUUGGCAUCAGGCAUUCAAUGGUUUACUCUUGCGAGUACCUUUUCCGCUUCACGGGGAUUUGUUCUUCAGUCUUGGGGAGGAGAUAAAGUGUCCCCAAAAGAAAAGGUUUCCGUAAGCGCUAUAGCUGGUGCAUUUGCAGGAAGCGCCGGUGGCCUCUUGAGAGGUCGAAAGAAUAUUUUACCUGGUGCGAUUAUGUUUGCGCUCUUUGGGGCGGCUGGUCAAGCUGUAUACAACAGAUCAGCUGCUCAGAAUUCAAAUAUGCCACAGGCAGCCACAGACAAAAGCGAAAAGUUCUCCUGGAUGAACUCGAAGUGGAGUCCGAUGAGUGUGUUAUCAGAUGCUGAGUAUGAGAAAUUGCUGCAAGAAAGACUUCUUCGUAUUAAUGCAGAGAUCGCGUUGGUUGAUGAGAAUAUUGAAGCCCUGAGAGCUCAAGAAAAGGAUAUUACUGCAAAGAAUAUUGCAUCCGAAAGCAAAGAUUUAAACACAACACGUACCUAA
Molecule: messenger RNA, 693 nt
Organism: Lachnellula hyalina
Lineage: Eukaryota; Fungi; Ascomycota; Leotiomycetes; Helotiales; Lachnaceae
Exons: 4
Coding region: 1-693 (230 amino acids)
Source: RefSeq, a predicted model, not a curated record